Molecule: messenger RNA, 1485 nt
Organism: Camelina sativa (false flax)
Lineage: Eukaryota; Viridiplantae; Streptophyta; Magnoliopsida; Brassicales; Brassicaceae
Product: leucine-rich repeat extensin-like protein 1
Molecular function (GO): protein binding
Source: RefSeq, a predicted model, not a curated record
AUGGGGAAUUCCCCUGUUUCCGCUUUGGUUCUUGCGGACAACAAUCUCGGAGGGUGCAUACCGGGAAGUAUUGGUCAAAUGGGGAAGACACUCAACGAGCUUAUCCUCUCCAACGAUAACUUAACCGGUUGUUUACCUCCUCAAAUCGGAAACCUCAAGAAAGUGACAGUUUUCGACAUCAGUUCAAACAGUCUACAAGGUCCGUUACCAUCUAGCAUCGGAAACAUGAAGAGCUUAGAAGAGCUUCACGUGGCUAACAAUGGCUUCGCAGGAAUCAUUCCUACAAGUAUCUGCCAGCUUACUAACCUUGAGAACUUUACUUACUCCUCUAACUUCUUCACCGGUCGUCCCCCGGUAUGCGCAACUGGUUCGUUAGUAGACGCUGUGGUGAACGGCUCCAUGAACUGUAUCAUAGGUUUGGCUAGUCAAAGAUCGGCUAAGCAGUGCUCAUCUCUGCUUGCUCGUCCUGUUGAUUGCAGUAAGUUUGGAUGUUUCAACAUCUUUUCUCCACCACCACCCACGUUCAAGAUGGCACCCCAGUUCCGGACACUUCCUCCACCGGUUUACGUGUACUCAUCGCCCCCACCACCGUCAUCCAAAAUGUCGCCUAGUGUCAGAGCAUACUCUCCCCCACCACCACCGUCGUCCAAGAUGUCGCCAACCGUCAGAGCAUACUCUGCACCACCGCCUCCUUAUUCCAAAAUGUCACCUACCGUUCGAGCUUACUCUCCACCACCGCCUUACGUAUACUCAUCACCGCCACCGCCUUACGUAUACUCAUCUCCUCCACCGCCACCGCCUUACGUAUACUCAUCACCGCCACCGCCUUACGUAUACUCAUCUCCACCCCCGCCUCCCCCAAGUCCACCCCCACCGUGUCCUGAAUCGUCUCCGCCACCGCCUGUUGUAUACUACGCACCCGUGACACAAAGCCCGCCACCACCAUCACCGGUAUACUACCCACCAGUAACACAAAGCCCGCCACCACUAUCACCGGUAUACUACGCACCCGUGACACAAAGCCCGCCACCACCAUCACCGGUAUACUACCCACCAGUAACACAAAGCCCGCCACCGCCAUCGCCGGUAUACUACCCACCAGUAACACAAAGCCCGCCACCGCCAUCGCCUGUAUACUAUCCGUCGGAAACACAAAGCCCGCCACCACCAUCGCCUGUAUACUAUCCGUCGGAAACACCAAGUCCUCCACCCCCGUCACCAAUAUACUAUCCAUCAGAAACACCAAGUCCUCCACCACCAACUGAGUACUACUAUUCACCAAGCCAGUCUCCGCCACCAGCAAAGGGAUGUAACGAAGGCCAUCCACCACAAGCAUCACCGAGUACUACUUACGAACCAACUCCUGAAUAUUCAUACACAUCAUCACCACCACCGUCUCCUCUUUCCUACCCGGAAACGUCUCUUCCACCGAUUCCAAGUGUCUCGUAUGAUGCGUCUCCUCCUUCUCCUCCGUCUUACUACUAG